CCAGUGAGAGCUAAACCUUAACCUAUCUUAUACAUAAAAUGAUGUGUUCUCCUUUUGUGCUUGGGUAUGUUUUUGAUUUGUUAUAUCCUAUUAUCCAGAUUAUAUUUAUCAGUUAUUGACUUGUGGGGAAAUAAAAUCAAUAAAAAUAUAAUCUUAUGUGUCAGCAUCAUCAUCAACUACUGUGACUGUGUGAGGGGAAGUUGAAUCGCUGGCAGACUGUAGUGUCAGGCAGUGAAGUCGUCAUAAAGAGAGCUAUUAUCCGCACAUCACCUGAACGCACCACUGCUGCAGGUGGCUCAGGGCGUGGCUUCAUCUCUCGCGGACAGGUCAACGUGUGCGCAUGUGCGAGACAGAAAAGUGCGUUUCAGAAUGAUUACUGGUGUCUGUCCAGUCAGUGCAGAUAGAGAUUAUACGGCUCCACACAACUGUCGUUUUAAUCCCCUGGCCAAGGAGAUUUAGCAUAGAGAGAAAAAACAUUGGGUUUUAAAUCCAGUAGCCAUAUUGUAUGGAAAAACCACGGAGGAGCUCCUCUUGUCAGAAAACUUCGUCUUCCCAGACGCCUUUGUCAAGUUUUGUGGAGUUUGAUUUUCAGUUUUACUGAAGGUUGGUUGGUGUCGUAGCAGCUAGCCCACCAGCUGGCUGAGGAAUUCAAAGACUGGGACUAGUUUUGAACCACUUACACAACAUUUCCCUUCUGUCGCUUUGGUGUAAAAGGUGCUAAACUAACCGACUGAAAGAUGAAGGACCGAUUGGAGCAACUCAGAGCGACGUGUGAUCAAGAUGACGACGAGGUGGAGAUUGCGAUGGACAAUGCAGCCUUCAUGGAUGAGUUCUUCUCUCAGAUUGAAGACAUUAGGAACAGUAUUGACAAAAUUGAUGACAAUGUGGCUGAAGUCAAAAAGCUCUACUCGGUCAUUCUGUCUGCUCCUACAUCAGAUCAGAAAACACAGGAUGACCUGGAGGCAAUCACCAACGACAUUAAAAAGAUGGCCAACAAUGCAAGAAACAAACUGAAGACCAUUGAGAGGAAUCUGGAGUCGGAGGAGCAGGAGAGGGUGUCUGCUGACUUGCGGAUACGUAAAUCACAGCAUGCAGUACUGUCCAGGAAGUUUGUGGAAGUUAUGACAAAGUACAAUGAAGCUCAGGUGGACUUUAGGGAGAGGAGUAAAGGUCGUAUACAGAGACAGCUAGAGAUCACUGGAAAAGCAACAACUGAUGAAGAACUGGAGGAGAUGCUGGAGAGUGGCAAUGCUGCCGUCUUCACAGCAGGGAUUGUGGACUCUGGGAUCUCCAAACAAGCCCUGAGUGAGAUUGAAUCCAGGCACAAAGACAUUGUCCGUCUGGAAAGUAGCAUCAAGGAGCUGCACGAUAUGUUUGUAGACAUUGCCAUGCUGGUGGAGAGCCAGGGCGACAUAGUAGACAACAUAGAGCAGAAUGUAUCCAAGUCGGUGGACCACAUAGUAGUCGCUCAGGAACAGACCAAAAAAGCUGUAAGGUACCAGACCAAAGCACGAAAGAAAAUGAUCAUAAUAGUGGUGGUUGUGCUGGUGUUGCUGGGAUUACUUGCUCUCAUUAUCGGGUUGUCAGUGGGACUGAAGUAAAGCUGAUGAGCUUUCUGAGUAAGACCAGACUCAACGAAGAUGACGAUCAUUGGUGCUGUCUGUGCUGUGGUUCCUUACCAUCUCAUCUCAUCUCAUCUCAUCUCAUCUCAUCGUCAUCCACUCACUUGUAGUGGGAUUUCUUCGUCAUCUCUGUCAUCCAGUCCUUCAUUAUCACCCCGUCCGUCCCUCCAUCAGCUGACUGACCAAAAAAGAGUUUGAUUCUUCAGAGGGACGUUGUCACAUUUCACCCCCAGAUGCAUAAAUCGUCAGCUCGUCAGUAGAGGAAGACUUUUUUUGUUACAGUUGAGGAACUGGAAAAUUAGAAAAUCUAUGAAUUACUUUUACCAAUCCCUCCCCUCACCAUCGUUCCUGGUCUGUGUGGGUUUGUUGGAUUCCCUCAGGCACCGUGGACAGUUUGAGAAUACUCUACUGUAAAUGAGGACAUGAGACUGAGGCUACAAGAAACUGUAUUGCGUGUGCAGGGGGUGAAAAGGGAAGUGAAUCGAUCAUGGUUCCACACGUGUCACCAAACAUUUCGUUGUUCAGCAUUUGUUGCCAAAGAAUUAGCCUUUAAGUGUUUGUCAUAUAAAGUACCUUAUUUUAUUGUCCAGUAGAUAUCAGUGAGACGCCGGUGAAGCCUUGUAGAAGCACAUGACCUCACCUUCAUUGCCUUUCCUUCAUGAGCCUUGAAACAUUUAUGAUUUUAAAAAAAAAGGAAGCUAGCUACUGUAUUCUCACUGUAACUGGGUUUUGUUAGUUCAGAGUAGGUCGGAGGAGCACUUUUCACAUUUCAGAAUACGACUUAUGUCUGUAAUUAAGCUCAGAUGAUUAUGUAAAUAAUAGAAAUAUUAUAUUUGUGUUAUGAAUGUUUAGAAUUGAAUGUGACUCAGUUCUUCAACAUAAAGAGGACCGGUGUGCCCACUGCCCACUCAUGAUUCUUCUAUGUUAUAAGCACUCUGGUUUGAGUUUUGUGAGGGAAACCGCCCAUGGCAACACCUUUCAUUAAAGGGUGGGACUACAAUGAGCAAACAAGCAUGAAGAACUGGGGAAUUAACAUGCAUUUCUUGUUUUUUAAACAACAUUUUGUCUAUAAAGACACAAGUGUCUCCUGUUAAAAUUCAAGUUAUAUUGCCACACGAUGUAAAGAUACUGCUAGUAACUUGGAUUGUUUUGCCAGAAGAGCCAAAUUAGUGAAUGUAUUUAUUGCACCUGUUGAUGGAAGUGUUGCUAAUAAAGUCACACCUAGAGAAGGAAGUGGAAACUUUAG
This is a messenger RNA of Solea solea (common sole), 2868 nucleotides long. It is a transcript of the gene stx3b, whose product is annotated as syntaxin 3b. The coding region runs from base 738 to 1601 and encodes 287 amino acids. Gene Ontology annotation, cellular component: presynaptic active zone membrane; SNARE complex; plasma membrane. Lineage: Eukaryota; Metazoa; Chordata; Actinopteri; Pleuronectiformes; Soleidae. The record is from RefSeq and is a predicted model, not a curated record. Gene Ontology annotation, biological process: intracellular protein transport; exocytic insertion of neurotransmitter receptor to postsynaptic membrane; synaptic vesicle fusion to presynaptic active zone membrane. The transcript is spliced from 11 exons. Gene Ontology annotation, molecular function: SNARE binding; SNAP receptor activity.